Sphaeramia orbicularis (orbiculate cardinalfish) is the source of this 2870-nucleotide messenger RNA. Its product is annotated as afadin-like. The record is from RefSeq and is a predicted model, not a curated record. Gene Ontology annotation, biological process: regulation of protein localization. Gene Ontology annotation, cellular component: adherens junction. Bases 1 to 906 code for a protein of 301 amino acids. The transcript has 7 exons. Lineage: Eukaryota; Metazoa; Chordata; Actinopteri; Kurtiformes; Apogonidae. Gene Ontology annotation, molecular function: cell adhesion molecule binding.
AUGGACACGGUGAUCAGGGAGCUGCUCCCACAGCAGCAGCCGAGGACCAUCGAGAGACGAGACCUGCAGUACAUCACCAUCAGCAAGGAGGAGCUCACGUCCAGCGACAGCUUGUCUCCAGACCCCUGGAAGAGAGACGCCCGAGAGAAGGCUGAGAAACAGCAGCAGCUUCACAUCGUCGACCUGCUGGACAAGGAGAUCCAGGAGCUCCAGGCCAAACCUGAGCGAACGGCGGAGGAGAGCGACCGCCUCAGGAAGCUGAUGCUGGAGUGGCAGUUCCAGAAGCGACUGCAGGAGUCCAAGCACAGCGACGAAGAUGAGGAGGAGGAGGACGACGAGGACGUGGACACCAUGAUGAUCAUGCAGAGGCUGGAGGCGGAGAAGAGAGCCAGGCAGCAGACUGCUGUCCCAGCUAUCUCUGUUCUAGACUUGUUGCAGGACGAGGAGCGACGGCGUAAACAGCAGCUGGAGGAGAUUCGUAAGCGGGAGGCGGAGGAGCGAGUGAAGCAGGAAGAGGAGAGGAGGUGGAGGGAGGAGGAGAGAGCCAAACGAGAGGCCGAGGAGAAGAGGAGACAGGAGGAGGAGUACUACACUCGCCUGGAGGCCGAGCGGCGCCGGCAGCACGAGGAGGCCGAGAGAAAGCUGCUGACGCCAGACGAGCCGGCCGGAUUUAACUCAUACACUGGAAACUCAGCAGGAGUUGUAGGAUCAGGAGAAGUCUACAAGGACCCGCGAGACAAGUGGACGAAAAGUCAGGAGCAGGAGAACUCGAUCCCCAGCGGCGCUCCGGAGAGUCUGACCUUCAAGGAGCGCCAGCGUCUCUUCUCUCAGGGGAAGGAGGUUUCCAACAAGGUCAAGGCUUCACGUAAACUCAUGGAGCUGGAGAACGAGCUCAACACCAAGUAGUAGACCGAGCCCAUCGCCUCCUAGUGUCACCUUAACCGCCGCCGCCACCGGAACGUUAAGGUGCUCCUGGGAAAAGAAAAAAACAACAAACAACAACAGAAAACCCACGGGUGGAAAGAGCCGCCGCCACCGCCGCUCACUUCCCUUCCACUGGCCGUCUCUUCCUUUUUUUGUGUUGUUUGCCCAUUUUAUUUUUUUAUUUUAAUCAUUUAAAUAACUGGACCAUUCACUUUUUUUGACGUAGCUAUAUCGUUGCAAUAGGAGAGACAUUUACGGCUUCAAACUCCCUCCCCUCGUUAAGGUCUGUCAAAGAUAUAUAAUGAUAAAGCACUGUACAAACCUUUGAAUUCUAUCUAGUGAGAAUUUGAUUUCACGCGACUAAAGGGGAUAUAUUUUUGUUUGUAAAACGGUUCUUGGGCGAGGGAUGGAGAAAGGUUCAUUCUCAUUUUAAAUUUUUUUUUUUUUUUUUUUUUUAAUGGCUUCAUCGAAUACGAACAGUUUUAUUGUGUUCUUUUAUCGUUUUUUUUCUCGGCAUCAUGUCGUUUUUUUCUGACUUUUAAUUCCUUCUCGCCAGCAGAUACGCCCUCUGAGCUCCAGACCAACCUUUAUUUUCUUGUUUUUUUUGUUUUUUUUUUUAUUUUAAUUAAAUUCUCAGUGAGUGAAAACACUGUUAUUUCAUUCCGUAGCAAGAAAGCAUGGGAAUUCUUUUUAUUUUUAAUUUUUUUGUUUUUGUUUUGUGAUGUUUUAGAUAAAUCUCCGGAGGAUUCUCCAGAGGAUGGUCUUACAGUCCAGACACGGAUCUUUUAAGUGCACAACAUUACUGUAAAUAUUCAGGUCCACAGCUGUCUCACUCUUUUACUACUGUCGAAAACCUGCCAGGCUACUAAAAAAAAACUGCAAAACUAAUGUGAUUUAACAGCAUUCGGUGGCAGACGUUCUGCCAGAACUGGACUAUCUACCGCCCUCUUUCAUUCUUUCUUUCUCUCCGGAGUGGAAUUUUUAAUCGUUUUCUCACUCCGACCUGAGGUAACUUUAACUUUAUUUUUUUAUUUUUAAUCCGAGUCAUGUUUUUUUGUUUUGUUUUGUUUUGUUUUUUUUGCAGAGUUGUGUGAGAUUAAUUCGACCGACUUUUUACCCUAAAUUCAAUCCGGAAAAACUAAACUCCUUCAAUGUGAUUAAUGUUGGUUUCCACGGUAAAAAAAUAAAAAAAUAAAAAGGAAAAAAAAAUAAAAUAAAAAGGAAACUUGUUUGCUUUACAGAUAUUUAUUUCAAACCUUGUGGAAAAAAGCAAACUUGCACAAAAAGUUUUAAUUUAAAUAUGUAUCAGCAAACUGUUGUGAGAUUACAUUUGGGACCUCUCAUACUGUGGUAACAAUCUGUGAUAUAGUUCUGUUUUCUUUUUUCUUUUUUUUUUUUUGCAUUAGAAACAGAAGAGUGUUCUGUUUUUACACCAGCUGUAGUCGGAGAGAUCCAGGAGGUUUUUAAGGAACUGGAGUCGAGGUGACAGACAGAAUUGUAAAUGUAAAAAAAAAACUAUAUAUACACACACGAUUUACAUAGUCACGUUCACCGCCACUGCUGCUCUGCUGAUGUAGAAAACGAACGCACCUCCAAAACCCAGUGUCUCCCAGUCAAUUUAAAACGCCAGAAAAAAUAGUGACGUUUCAAAUGUAUUUCUCUUCUGCAGUUUGAGUGACUCCAUCCUGUGUGUGGAUUUCUUUUUUUUUUUUUUUUAUUUCUCCAGGAGCCUCCACUAAAGCAGAUUUUUUUUUCAUGGUGACAUAAGAUGCUGUUAUUUACUGACCUGUAAAAAACAAAAAAACAAAAAAAAAAAAAACACUACAGACCCGUCUCUCCCCCUCCCGCCCCACAGUUCCUUUUUAGGUUUUAAGAUGAACUGAUUCAUUUAAAUGGUUUCAUGUUUAGCCUUUUGUAAAUCAUUAAUAAAUACAGAUUUUUCAACA